Messenger RNA from Penicillium riverlandense, 2949 nucleotides. Its product is annotated as 2OG-Fe(II) oxygenase. The transcript is spliced from 6 exons. The record is from RefSeq and is a predicted model, not a curated record. Lineage: Eukaryota; Fungi; Ascomycota; Eurotiomycetes; Eurotiales; Aspergillaceae. The coding region runs from base 1 to 2949 and encodes 982 amino acids.
AUGGUAGACGGAGAGAGCAGCGAUGCAGGGAGUGAGUUGAGCACCAACAACUACUACACGAAUUUCGAAUGUGAUCUUCGUAAGGCCCUCGAUGCUAUCCAGUCCCCCGGGACCUUUGCAUCGUACGGUCGAUGUGUAUCCCUCGACCCGGAGGCCUACGUACACGAUGUCGGUGCAAUCACUCUGCCCUUGGACGAGCCACAAGCCCGACGGUUGAUCGAGAAGGCGCGCCAGGCACCAUAUGGAAAGGGUAAUGAAACCCUUGUUGACACGUCCGUGCGAAACACUUGGGAGCUGGACCCCGAGCAAUUCGAGUUGAAGAGUCCGGGUUGGAGUGCCUAUAUCGAGCUUGUCUGUAACCGCGCAGCUCGAGAAUUGGGUGUCGAUGUACCAGUUUCUGCGGAACUGUACAAGAUGCUGCUCUAUGAGAAGGGUGCUAUGUUCAAAGCUCACACCGACACUGAAAAAGUUCCUGGCAUGUUUGCCACAGCUGUGGUCUGCCUGCCGUCGCCCCAUGAAGGAGGUGACGUGGUUGUGAAGCAUGGUGGGGAGAAGAAGAUCUUCAAGACAUCGGAGGCUCAACCUUCCUUUGUCUCUUGGUAUUCAGACGUUUCCCACGAAAUUCUUCCUGUCACUUCGGGAUAUCGUUGGGUUCUCACCUACAAUCUUGUUCUGGAUCCUUCGGAGCCGCGUCCAUCAGCCGGCCUUCAGAGUGCAGAAACGCGUGCGGCACGUGAGAUUAUCAAGCAGUGGCUUCUGAAGGAAAAGGAUGACCGGGAUCUGAACCAUGUCUACUACAAGCUCGAUCACGAGUACACUGAAGCCAGCAUCUCCCUCAAUACCCUUAAAAGCCACGACCUGGUCCGCGUCCAGGCUCUGAGAGGAAUCGCAUCUGAGCUGCCGGUAGAUAUUUUCCUCGCUGUGCUGGAAAAGAAAGAAAUGGGUACCUGUGAAAAUGAUGAGUACUACGCAUCGAGGUGGGGUCCGAAGUACGGAUAUUCACCUCGGGGACCGGAUGAAGACGACUACCAUCCUAUCGACGAAGUUUGCAACACUGAAUACUCGAUCAAGACAUUGGUCGACUUGGAUGGUCGUCAGGUAGUGAAAGGGCUGCUGCUGGACCAGACCAAGGUUCUUCAGAAAGAUUGUUUCGAUGACAUUCAUCCAGAGGAGUCGUAUUUGGGAUACCAGGGAAACUGGGGUCCCGAAGCAACGCAUUGGUACCGGGUCACGGCUGUGGCCGUAGUGCCUCGGGAUUCAACUACUUCUUUUCUUAUGGAAUCUCCAAAGACAGGCUCAUACUACUCGGCCGAAAUCCGGGAGAAUGACAAGACCAUCAUUGAUUACUUUGCCGGCUCCUCAUUGAACUCAUCUGACCACCAGUCUUCGUUCAGGACCUUGAAGAAACUCUGCCGGAAAAUCUGGAGCGAAGAUGAGGAGAGUCUUUCGAAGACAAUUCUCCCUGACGACGUCAUUGCUAAGGUCCUCCAAGCCGCUAUUCGGUUGCAGGAUUAUGACUUUUUGAAAGAGGCCGCCAGAAAUCACGAGGGAACACUGUCAUUUGACUUUUUCAAGUGGGCUAGAGGUCAAAUUGCAGCUGGAGAGGUCACUUUCGACAGCAUUGAAGAUAGUAUGUUCCGUGCCAUCCUAGCCUUCCCUACGAUUUGGCAGCGACAUGAAGCAGUCUCGCGCCUUGUUCCUCUAGCUGAACCAAUGCCGGAUGAUGUCCGAAAAUGGGUAGACAAGCUCCAUAAUGAAACCCUAAGUAUGUUACGUUCACAGGAAUCUUUGGAUCAGCGGGAUGGACACGCUGUGGUCGACAUGGUCGCAGAACAUCAUAACUUGGACUACCUAGUGAGGCUUGUGCUUCCCUCCAUGGAGAACAAGCUUCGAGCUUCGUCCUUUGCCCUUUCUUUCCUAUCUCGACUACAUCAGCGCACCACAGAAGGCGCCUUUCCUACUGAAGAAGGCAUGGGACUGUGCAGCCAAAUAGCUAAAUCGCUGAUUCGUGAACUCGACAUUUCCACCGUCUGUGAUGAUGAUGAGCCUCCAGCGAAGGCACUGCCAUUUCCUUACAAGCCGCCCCUCGAAUCUGCACCAAAACGGAAGACUGCACCAGUUACAGCCAAACACUUGACAAAGUUCGUUAGUACGCUCAUCGGCCUUAACGAUGAUUCUCUGAUAAGGGAUCUCUCCCUGAAAUUCGUUGAUGACGCCCCAAAGGUCAAGAAGUUGGCGUUCCACACGUUAUGGCUCCCUUUCCUACACGGUAUCAUCCCAGUCAUGGAGUCGAAUUCAAUUCCUUUCUCCACGCAAUAUUACCGACAGAUCUUUAUCUCCAUUAUGAGAGCUUACCUCGACAACUACGUCGGUCGAGAGCCUGGCAAAGACGACAGAAAUCUGGCUCGACAACCCGUACCAUGUGGCUGCAUGGACUGCCAUGGUCUCAACAAUUUCCUCCAAGACCCUGUCCGAACAGUCGGUAGGUUUCCUCUGGGCAAGGAGCGCAGACACCAUAUACACAGAACCCUUGACGACGCUCGGGUUGAUUGCACCCAUGAAACCGAACGGACCUACCCAGCGCCUUUUAAACUGAUCGUUACCAAGACUUUCACUCGGAUCAAGCGGGCUCGGGAAGAAUGGCAAGCCAGGAAGGCCGAAGCCAUGCGGCAGAUACAGUCUUUCGACCAAGACAAACUCUUUCUCUUGUUGGCAAGAGAAUACAAGAAAAUCACACGCAUGGAGGGUCUCGGAGUCAAUUCAGGUCAAUCUUCAGCUGGAGUUGGGGUGGCACAGCCCACAAUUCAACGACAACGGCCUGCAUUUCCUCAACAACCACCCCCGCUGGGUGCCCUACUUAAUAGAGGUAACUUCAGCUCACAGCGAAUUGCGGGCGUGAAGAGGAAAGCUUCCGAACUGGAGUUUGUGGAUUUGACAGGGGAUGAUUGA